ACUAGUGGUGCAGUCCAAUCAACAUUUAAGCCUGCUGAACCCUGGUCCCCAUCUUUUGUCUGGCAACUCCAAAGCAGGUCAGAAUGAAGGCUCUGCUCAUCUACCUUGGGUUCCUUCUGUUGAGCAGCUCGGUCCAGUCUGGGAAAGCAGCUUUGCCUGAAGAUUGCUCAGAGAUUCAGAGACAGUCGCCCCAAGCGUCCAGCGGAGUUUAUGAGAUCCAGCCAGCUGGAGGCAACGCCCACUUCAAGGUGUACUGUGAGAUACGUCCAGAUGGUGGAUGGAUAGUGUUUCAGAGACGGAGUGGACCGGUGGUAUCCUUUGCCGAGAAGUGGGACUCUUACAAAGAUGGCUUUGGAUCUCUGGCACAUGACCAUUGGCUUGGUCUGGAGAGAGUCCAUCUUCUAACUAUAGACAAACAUAAAAAGUGGACUUUGAGGGUGGACCUGUGGGACCAUGAAGGCGGCACAGCAUAUGCCGAGUACAGUGACUUCAGAAUUGGAAAGGAGUCUACAGCUUUUAAGCUGCAUGUUGGGAGAUACAGCGGAAAUGCAGGCAAUGCCAUCCUUGGGACUUAUCCGGACAUCGACCAAAAUGGCUUUGGCUUCAGCACCAUCGACCGUGACAACGACGGCUGCUCCCCAUGUAUAUUUGAUGACAUCAUUAACGAGGAGUGUGCCUUUACAGAAGGUGGCGGCUGGUGGUACAGCAGCUGCGGUUCUGCCAGUCUGAACGGUAAAUGGCGUUCUACCGGGGAUCACAUUGGCUGGGCUUCGGGUCUCCACUGGCUCACGUGGAAACCUCUUGCGCCGUAUUCAGCAAAGGCCACCAGAAUGAUGAUCAAAUCCAAUUGAUUCUGCUUUUUAUUUUGGAUUUACGUUUUUAAUUUGGCUAAUUAUGGAUGUCAUGGGUCUUUGAAGAGAAAGUUCAACCAUGCAAGUUUUCAAUUAAAAAAUAAAACUGAAAAUAAAGGUUUUUAUGUGUGGAA
Messenger RNA from Poecilia latipinna (sailfin molly), 985 nucleotides. Its product is annotated as microfibril-associated glycoprotein 4-like. Gene Ontology annotation, biological process: regulation of immune response; negative regulation of T cell activation. The record is from RefSeq and is a predicted model, not a curated record. The transcript is spliced from 7 exons. NCBI's taxonomy places the organism in Eukaryota, Metazoa, Chordata, Actinopteri, Cyprinodontiformes, Poeciliidae. The coding region runs from base 84 to 851 and encodes 255 amino acids.